This is a messenger RNA of Xiphophorus couchianus (Monterrey platyfish), 2327 nucleotides long. RefSeq names its product GIPC PDZ domain containing family, member 2 (gene gipc2). The coding region runs from base 335 to 1324 and encodes 329 amino acids. Gene Ontology annotation, molecular function: protein binding. The record is from RefSeq and is a predicted model, not a curated record. The transcript is spliced from 6 exons. NCBI's taxonomy places the organism in Eukaryota, Metazoa, Chordata, Actinopteri, Cyprinodontiformes, Poeciliidae.
UGCGCCUGCGUCCCACAACACGCUGACACACAAACAGAGGAGCUAUUGUUGGCCGAGGACUGGGCAGCAGUCCGCAGGUUCGGUCAGGAUUUAUCUUACCUGUUGAAAUUUCGUGUGGGUUAUUUUCAACUUUAAAGAGAGAAAAAAAUAAAUAAAUAAAGAGAAGAAGUCAGGUGAGGAUUGGGAAAACAAGCGUUGGCGGAAGGAAGAGAGGAAGAAGGACACUGAGGAGGAAGUAAAUAAGGACGAACCCGACCGUUGGGCUCUGAACUCAACAGGUCAGCCUCAUCUUCGGCGUCUUUCAAACGGGGCGGCUCGAAACGACGACAGAAACAUGCCGUACGGACCGUGGAAGAAGAAAAACAAGGCGACGAAGGAGCACUUAGUCGAAAACGAGGAGUUGAGCGGCGGACACGCAGGUGCCGGGAGCCCGGGUAAAUCCGCCGUGAACGGAGCGGGGCUCCCGCCUCCACCUGCCAGCUUGCGGCCCAAGCUGGUGUUCCACACGCAGCUAGCGCACGGCAGCCCCACCGGGAGGAUCGAGGGAUUCACCAACGUCAAGGAGCUCUACGGCAAGAUAGCAGAGGCGUUCAAUAUCAGUCCUCCUGAUAUCCUGUUCUGUACCCUCAACACCCACAAGAUUGACAUGGAGAAGCUGCUGGGGGGGCAGAUCGGUCUGGAGGAUUUCAUCUUUGCCCACAUUAAGGGGAUCAAAAAGGAGGUGGAAGUGUACAAGUCUGAAGACGCCCUGGGCCUCACCAUAACGGACAAUGGAGCAGGCUAUGCCUUUAUAAAGCGAAUCCGAGAAGGCAGCGUUGCAGACGAGGUGAAGGUGAUCUGCGUGGGCGACCACAUAGAGUGCAUCAACGGACGCAACAUCGUCGGGACGCGGCACUACGAGGUCGCCCGCAUGCUCAAAGACCUUCCCAGAAACACGACCUUCACCCUCAAACUGAUCGAGCCCAUGAAGGCUUUUGAAAUGCUCGAGCCCAGGUCAAAGGGCGGCAAGCCGGGCAACGACAAUAAGAUCGGCACGGGGAGGAGCACGCUGAGACUUCGCUCCAAAGGUCCAGCCACAGUGGAGGACGAGCCGACAGAAUUUGAUGAGAAAGCAAUAAAGAAAGUAGACGACCUCCUGGAGAGCUACAUGGGGAUCAGAGACACCGAGCUUGCUGCUACGAUGGUUGAAGUCGGCCGCGACAAGAAGAACCCCGACGAGUUCGCCAUGGCUCUAGACGAGUCCCUCGGAGACUUCGCCUUUCCCGACGAGUUCGUCUUUGAUGUGUGGGGCGCCAUCGGAGACGCCAAGCAGGGAAGGAUUUAAGUUUCUGCCGCAUCCCUCAGACACACACACACACACACACACACACACACUCCUCUCCCACAAGCCGACUGGACAAACAGGCAGGCUGGCGUGUCAAUAAAGAAAUUUGCAUGUAAAGAUACCUGAAGUCCAGUUUCUGACACCGGACCUGCCUCCAGUGUGCAGAACGUUGAUUACCGAGUCCAGAUGUUGCAGAGGUUUGUCACAGUGGUUAUAAAUUGCACCUUCACAAGCUUAAAUCUCCUCUUUCAUACUCUGAAUCUAUUUUUUAGUUGUGUAUGUUUGGAUAUACAGAUGUGUGGCACGUCUUUUUAUAAUUUUUUCUUUUUUUAUAUGCAUAUAUAUAUAUAUAUAUGAGAAUGUUGCUGAUUUUACAGCAGCAUUGUGUAAUUAGAAUAAUGCAGAUUUUUAGCAAUAUAUCUCUCGUCAGGUAAUUUUUUUGUCUUUCUGGUAGAUUACUUGUGAUAAUUUCUCAUCUGUUGUGUUGUUAGCCAAAUUGAUAGCAGACAUUCCUCAGUAGCUGCGUUUCCAUUACAAAUGUGCAAAACUUUGUCGAUAUUUAGAUAAAAAUGCAAUUUUGCAAUUACAAUGUUUCCAUUAAAUAAGAAACAUAAUUAAAAAUCACGAUUUUCACCCGACAAGUCAUUAAAAACCAUGCCGCUCCAUCCUCCUCCUAUCACUUCCUGUCAUCUUCUUUGUCGACUCCACCAGUAGUAACAUCCGGUUGUUGAUCACAUGGCUCAUGUGAUGCGGAAAAAGUGUUUCCAAAGCAACAACUAAAUCCUAGCGCAAACGACAAUGGAAACGCAGCUAGUUUCUUAGUCUAAAGGGCAUAUUUACAUAUAUUUGUUCAAUUUCUGUAAAUUAUUGUCAAAUGAAAUCCAAGGCAUGGCAACUGUGAAGACCUUUUCAGAGCCGUCUAUAAAUUUCUGUAGCCAGCUGUUUGCAACCAUAAGGGAUCACAGUUGUUGCAUAAAAACAAAUAAAAUGUGACGUAUUGUAA